This is a messenger RNA of Haliotis rubra (blacklip abalone), 2754 nucleotides long. RefSeq lists its product as uncharacterized. Gene Ontology annotation, biological process: activation of GTPase activity; nucleocytoplasmic transport. Lineage: Eukaryota; Metazoa; Mollusca; Gastropoda; Lepetellida; Haliotidae. Gene Ontology annotation, molecular function: GTPase activator activity; small GTPase binding. The record is from RefSeq and is a predicted model, not a curated record. Gene Ontology annotation, cellular component: perinuclear region of cytoplasm; nucleus; cytosol. The transcript has 11 exons. The coding region runs from base 354 to 1634 and encodes 426 amino acids.
ACCACAAUCAUCUGGAUAUUAAAAAAUAGUAUUCCGCACCCGCCUGACACAGGUGGAAGUUUCGACUGGUGGUUAGGAUAAGCAGGGAUAUCUACAGCAAUCUACGUCUUCUAUUCUCCCUGGGAUAAGAGAGCUUUGCGAACGGUUUGUCACUGCGAGGAGCUCGUCUAAGGGUGGGUAACUCUUUCUCUUACUCGUUCCUCCCCAAUCGCGCUCUCCUGAAACGAAGGGCAAAAGUUUCUUUGACAACAAGACAACAAAGCUGUGAUGGAUAUACCGUCAGCACCGAACAAGUUCUUUUCUUGACCCGACGUGUUGUGCAGAGUUCUUGAACUCUCCAAGAUUAAAUAAAGAUGCCCAAGAAAGGUAAGGGAAAGGGGAAGGGGAAAGGAAAAGGCAAGGGAAAGAAAGGGCGUAGUCGUCUGAGCGAGACGGAUGAUGUGGUGAUGAAGAAGCUCCUCAAGUGCUACGAGCGGAACUGUGCCCUCACAGACUCGCAGAUGUGCCCCGGGAUCAAGGCUGCAAUCAAGGCGGCCAUGGAGGGGGAAAAGCUGCUCACCAGGUUCAUCCUAGAGUCGAUGCCGCUGGAACAAGACGGGGACCUGCCGGUGCUGCUAGAACCAUUCCUGGCAACGAUCAGACAGGAGCGUUACAUCCUCAUCAAAGACCUCCAUAUCUGGGAUUACCCCUUGUCUUAUGAGAAUGUGGCCACACUGUCCCUGCUGAUGGAGAAACCUGCAUACCUUCUGAGACAGCUGGAGAUGCGGGACUGUCUGCUGGAGGCCAACUCCAUCAACAGAUUUUCAAGAAUCUUCCGGGCAUGUGACACAUUGACUAUUCUGAAUCUCGACUACAACGAGUUUGGUGACGAGGGUUGUCAGUAUUUGUGUCGAGGUCUGGAUGGGAACGUCACGAUGUUGUCUCUCAGUCUGUGCUACUGUGACCUGGGGAAGGAGAGUGGCCGCUAUCUUGGACAUAUCCUCUCCACGACAGCUGUAAGGGAGAUGUACCUAGACGGCAAUAAUCUGGAGUGUGAGGGGGUCACAGAACUCAUCAAGCUGUGUGUGGACCAGGCGGAGGCGGAAUCCUUCCAGAAGGCCGAGGCGGCUCGCAUCAAGGAACAGGAGGAAGCACUGAAGGCAGAGAUGGAGAAGGAGAACCGCUAUGCCACACACAGUGAGCAGAGUGCAGGUGCUGAAUCUGAUGGCGCCAAGUCUCCCACGGGCAAGAAGAAGAAGAAAAAGGGCAAGAAAAAGAAGAAGUCGAAGGAGCCCCCUCCCCCUUCCCCGGUUGGGCCGUGGGUGUACAAGCUCCAUGUUGCCGACAAUGGCAUCGACUCCAUGGGGGACAGCAGGGAGGUAGCACCCAUCAUCUGCAUGAGGCUCUUCAGAAAAUUGUUGAUGUGCUCUGACUGCCUGGAAGAGCUUGACCUCGAGGACAACCUGAUCGGUGACCUUGGAGGUCGUGAGAUCAUGGAGGGACUGAUGUACAGGAAAGAAGAGAAACUUGGUGGUGUUAAGAUGAGAGCAACACACAGGAUGAAUUCUGAUACGUUCAACACAAUCAUCAAACUCGGAUCAGGACUCAAGAAGAAGAAAAAGGGAAAGAAAAAGGGCAAAAAGAAAAAGAAGUAAAGCAUCUCAAGUAUUUCUCACAGCCUUGCCAAACCAUUACUCCAGAUCUUUAAGUACGAAUGCGUUGCCAUACAGUAUUGAAGACAGCAGUGCCACAAGUCUACAGAUUCUGUGAUAUCCUACAACAGCACCAUACACACAUGUCCAGUGUUUUUACGCUCUAGUUUAGAAUAGCACUCGAGUGCCGUUUGAUAUCAAAUAUAUCAACACGGGUUCAUAAAAGUAAAAAAGUGUGAGGCAAAAGAUACAAGGGUGAGGUUUAUCAUCCAGAAUAGUUUUUACAACUUUACUCAGUUUGUAAACUGUAUUAACCAGUGUUUUGAGUGGGAAGAGAACACCUAACCAGUGGUAGAGAGGCUAGUGAUGUCACUUGAUUGUAAAUCAGGGGGGAUCUGUGAUGUCACAGUAAUCUUAAAGCAUUGUGAUGUAAUAUCAUUGUAGCAGGGUCUCAACCAACUGAUAUCUCUUUGGAUUAUAAAUUAUUUUGAAGUUAUAGAUGUCUGCAGACUGACCAGCUGCGGUUGUUGUCACACAAGAAUUAUGUGUGAUAUUGUUUAUAUACAAUUAACACGAAGACACUGUCAGAGCCUAGUAGUUAAAGCGGUCGCUCGUCACGCUAAAGACCCGGGUUCAAGUCUCCACAAGAUUACAAUGUGUGAAGCCCAUUUCUGGCCUCCCCUGCUGUGUGGUAAAAGCGGAGAAAAACUAUCCUCACUCAUUCUUUUAAUGUCUUUUGGUAUGAUGUGCCCAGGGAUUAAAUACCUCUUGUCUGUCACUCCAUGUCAAUAGGGAAGCAACUCUGCACAGUAAACUGUGACAUCUCAGACAACAGGUACACCUCUGCUCUAAUGAAGGACAACCUUAGGCUGGUGAAACAAAGCCUCAUUCUGCUCAUCGUGUGUUCUCUGUAGACUGUGAUGACAUUAACCCUAGCUGCUAUUGUACAAUGCAACCUUAGCACUUACAACACUCGUAAGUCUAUGUUAAGGUAUGGGAGAUUAUUAUGGCUAAGAUCUCUUUGUACAAGGCACCCUGAGUUGAAAACUGCCAUUUACUACAUAUGUGUGAUGUUACUGUAUUUAAGUAAUCUUAACAUGACCAGUUUGUGUUUCAUUGAUUA